ACGGGGCGCUGCCGUGACGUCACGGCCGGAGCGGUACCGGGAACGGGAGCUGCUCCCGUCGGGAAGAGCACCGGGAGCGGGGCAGGGAGCGGGGCCCGCCCCUCUGCCCGGCCUGGUGAGGAGCGGCCUGUCCUCUGCCGGGCUCCUCAGCACGCGAGGGACGCGGAGCGGGGCGGACAAAGAUGAGCGAGGGGCUGGAGCAUCACCCAGGGAUGAGUCCGGCGCCAGUGGGAUGGACAGUAGUACCUUGCCAGCAGUAGCAGAAGAGCUCUUGAGAGAGAUCAAAAAGGCUUUUCAGGAGAGCUCACACGUCCCUGAUGACCUGCUGCUGGGGUUGAAGUUCAUUUUUGGCCCAUCUGCAGUCCCAGCUCUGGACUUGGUGGAUCAGCGUUCUGUCACCCGAGUCAUUGCCCCCAGUGGAAGGACUCUGUACCAGGUCCUUGGGAGCUCAGGGAAACUCUACACCUGCUACAGCUCCUGCCACUUCUGCACGUGCCCUGCCUUUGGGUUUUCUGUGUUGCAGAAGAGCGAGAGCCUCCUGUGCAAACACAUCCUGGCUGUCUACCUGAGCCAGGCCAUGGGAGCCUGCCAGGAACUGUCUGUGUCUGAGGAGCAGCUCACAAACAUCCUCCUGGCUGAGGAAGAGGAUGAAGGAUGAAGGAUUUGGAUCACUCUGGGCUGUGUAGCUGGCAUUUUUACUAUCUACAAGGCUGUCAAAUGCUCGUUGUGGCUGGUAGGUUUCUUCCUGUGCUGCAGCCAAGCGUGACAUUAAUUAGCAGCCUGGCACUGAUAAAUUAAUUAAUUAAGCCUG
Molecule: messenger RNA, 811 nt
Organism: Corvus hawaiiensis (hawaiian crow)
Lineage: Eukaryota; Metazoa; Chordata; Aves; Passeriformes; Corvidae
Gene: ZSWIM7
Product: zinc finger SWIM-type containing 7
Exons: 6
Coding region: 233-658 (141 amino acids)
Biological process (GO): double-strand break repair via homologous recombination
Cellular component (GO): Shu complex
Molecular function (GO): zinc ion binding
Source: RefSeq, a predicted model, not a curated record